Eimeria maxima is the source of this 941-nucleotide messenger RNA. RefSeq lists its product as hypothetical. NCBI's taxonomy places the organism in Eukaryota, Apicomplexa, Conoidasida, Eucoccidiorida, Eimeriidae. The annotation marks the transcript as partial. The transcript has 2 exons. The record is from RefSeq and is a predicted model, not a curated record.
CUGCUGCUGAGUAUGAAUUGAAACAAGGUGUACAACAAGCGCCGGUUGAAGAUGCAACCUUUAACGAGGUCCCCGAUUCUGCACAGGCCAGCAUAGGUGCCGGCAUACUUUCAAGAGGAUGCCGAAGCGGUGAGGGAUCUGGAGGUGCGAAACAGGACCUUGAACCCCUUGAAGGCUAUGCUUCUGGCGUGAGUUCCGAACUGAAGCCCGACGAGUGGAUAGAAGAGAAGACAGACAAUCAAUAUGAGCAUAGUGAGACAAGAGGAGGUGCGUUGUCAUUUGGCAUAGUUAGCGUGCCACAACGUGGAGAGGCUUCAGGUGUUGUCAGCUUGGUCUCAGCGAAUCCGCAGCUUCCUGCCCCCAGAAAGGCAUUGUAUUCGUCCAAAGACCCGUGCAAUCACCCCUACGUGCGGUUGCCAGCUUUGGAAGCGGGUGUUACGCUUCAAGACUUUGACCCGUCUGGAGUAUUUAGCCGACCACCGAAGAGUGCAUCGUUUAUCAACAUUUUACUGGAGCUUCGACGCCUGUUUGCACAGCAAACGCUCAACCAGGAAGAUGCGAAUCUCCUCGUGAAAUUGGUAAAGGAGUUGGCAAGCACUGUAUGGAUUAGAACGACUGAAAGUUCCCGACAGUUGCGGCCCCUCUAUGCCAUUGCAAACUUGGGGAGCACCUUCCUGGCGAUGGACUACCUGGUUUCUGCAAUUGAACUUCUCAGAGGCCACUUGGAAGUUGGCUUGUGGAUUCAAGGUGGGACCCCUGGAGGCAAGAUGAGGUUUUGUUUGCCGGGCGUGGAUAUGAAUGGCGGUGGCGUUUUUGAGGGUGCAAAGGAUACGUGGAUGGUCACGCGGCUUCGGGAAAGCAGCCCUGGCAAUACAGCGUUAGCCGUUUUCAAGCCUGAUGUAUACACAGCUCAUGCUGUAGUUGCAGGGAUGCUUUCAUAG